AUGGUCAACUCUGAAAAACUUUCUGGUCUCAUUGGUGAUCCUGUUCCUGAUCCCCAUCUAUACAGAAGUCUUAUAGGGGCUUUACAAUAUGCUGUAAUUACUCGACCAGAAAUAGCAUAUGUUGUCAACAAAGUGUCCCAAUUUAUGCACAAUCCACUUGAGCCUCACUUCAAAGUUGUCAAAAAGAUUCUUCGAUAUCUUAAAGGGACUAUUGAUCACGAGCUACGCCUCAAAACCUGCUCCAAACUUGUUUUGACAGGUUUUUGUGAUGCAGAUUGGGCAUCCGAUCCUGAUGAUCGAAGAUCAACUUCGGGUUUCUGCAUUUUCUUAGGAUCAAAUCUGGUUUUGUGGAGUUCAAAGAAGUAG
This is a messenger RNA of Cannabis sativa, 366 nucleotides long. RefSeq lists its product as uncharacterized. Lineage: Eukaryota; Viridiplantae; Streptophyta; Magnoliopsida; Rosales; Cannabaceae. The transcript has a single exon. The record is from RefSeq and is a predicted model, not a curated record. The coding region runs from base 1 to 366 and encodes 121 amino acids.